Pseudomassariella vexata is the source of this 2726-nucleotide messenger RNA. RefSeq lists its product as uncharacterized. The record is from RefSeq and is a predicted model, not a curated record. The transcript has 2 exons. Bases 400 to 2490 code for a protein of 696 amino acids. Gene Ontology annotation, biological process: positive regulation of transcription elongation by RNA polymerase II; transcription initiation at RNA polymerase II promoter. Gene Ontology annotation, molecular function: TFIIF-class transcription factor complex binding; DNA binding; RNA polymerase II general transcription initiation factor activity. Gene Ontology annotation, cellular component: transcription factor TFIIF complex; nucleus. Lineage: Eukaryota; Fungi; Ascomycota; Sordariomycetes; Amphisphaeriales; Pseudomassariaceae.
CUGACACCUUGGUCAUUGUUUGCUGCUUUCAAUGGGACUGCCCUUUGCAGCCUUCCGCUUAUUUUCAUCGUACAUGCUUCAUCGUUAAUCCGUUCUCUGCUGCUCAGCAAAGCGCUAUCACAGUCUGUCGAAUGAUAAGUCGACCUGCGCACUCACUCUUGUCAUAUUGAACACUUGGGUUAGCAUCAUUGCUCUUUCCUGCCUAGGUGUCUGCGUUCAGCGAACCCAUACAAAGACUUGGAGUCUGCUUUCAUUACUUCCUAAGACCACCCAUCAACUUUACCCAUGACGGCGGACUGGCAAUAAGAACAUUGCGUCGGUGUCUCGCAUACCUGGCCAAGGCAAUCGUACCGAACACGCCGGCAACUCCAUCACAUCCAACUUGGUACAACUGCCACCAUGAGCGCAUCACCAUCUGGUGGCCCCAAUGGCCAGAACCCGACCCCUCCACCAGGCGCCAGAGGCCCGCUUGUUCGCAAGAAGCCGCGCAAUGACAAUCCCCUUGUUGCGCGACGAAAGCCUCAGCCGCGACCGGCUGGCGUCCAUGCCCCCGGAACUCCCAUGCCUGCUGCUGCCAAAGCUGCUGCCGCUUCGAGACCCGCAAACAUGAAGCCACAACAACAGCGAUAUGGUCUACCACCGCAGCCUAAUUUCGAGGAGUUGCGAAAACAGAAUGGUGGAUGGUCCGCCCCGCCGCCACCUGGUGCUAGGGAAUAUCCCCUCUUUUUGACCAAGAAGGGCCUUAAGGAAGGGCUUCGAUUCCACGUCAUGAGGCUGGCACCUCCUCACCAGAGAUCCCAGAACCAGUCCAUCGACCCUACCAACCAAGACCAAUUUACCCGUCCUGUUACGUUGCACCGCCGAGACCCUAGACAGCCAGCGCCUGGCCGCGAAGUCAAGGAAGAGCUACCGGAACAGACACCUGAGCAGAUCGCUGAAUCGGAAAAGCUUGCGCAAGCUAAAGCAGACCGAGAAGCCCAGCGUGCCAUAGAUGACGCCCAGAAGGCACCUGUCAUGAGAGAUGCUCCCAAAAAGAGCCAGCUCAAGCCGCACGAGAAGAAGAAGACGGGCACUCAGGCCCACUACGGGGCGCGCACAGAACAGCAGAAGAAGGAAUCCGAGAUUCGAUACGAGGAAGCUCUACCGUGGCAUCUGGAAGAUGCCGAUGGCAAGAACGUAUGGGUUGGGCAGUAUGAGGCGCCGUUAUCUGAGACCAAGGUUGCCUUCAUCAUCCACGAAGGAGGAUUCCGCAUGGUACCCAUGGAGAAGUGGUACAAGUUCUCUUCUAAGCGAGCUGCUGUAAAUGCCCUGUCGAUCGAAGAAGCUGAGAAAGUGAUGGGCGCCAAGGCGCCAGUCUCCCGAUGGGCCAUGCGAGACGCUCAGCGCGAGGAGAAGGAAAAGGCGAUUGCCGAUUCUCGCGACAAACGGGUCUUCGUCAAGCAAGAAGCUGGUACCUUCAAGGCGGCUUCCCGUCAGGAGAAAAUGGAACAUGAUGAUAUCGACAUGUCAGGCGAUGAGUUCCAGGAUGACGACGAAACUGCCGGCUUCGAGCCUGACAAGGAUGAAGAUACCAAGGAAUCGAAAGAUCGCAUCCGCCGUGAACAGCUUGGUGCAAACUUGUUUGGAGACGCGGACGAGGGCAAGGUUGAGAAGGAAGAGGCCGAGUUAACGAAAGAGGAGCUGGAGAGGAAGCUGUUUGGAAAGGAUCUCAAGAAGGCAUUGAAGAGGCGCGACAAGCAGUUCCAAUAUGACAGCGACGACUCCGAAAAGGAGAGGGAUCCGUUCGCCACCUCUAGCGAGUCCGACUCAGAUUCUGAGGAUGAAGACAAAAAGGAAGACGACAAGGAUAGUAAAGACAAAGCAGAGGGGGCCUCCAAAGGCAACGACGCCGCGCAAGGCAAGAAGGCAGCAGCUGAGGCUGCGAAGAAAGGCAAGUCGCUCAAGCGUGCUGGGUCACCGGUGGUGUCAGACUCGAGCGGAGCUGAAUCCAACCGCAAGAAGAAGAAGAAAACCGGAGCCUUGUCAUCUUCGAUGACGGGCAGCCGCAGCACUACCCCCAUGCCUGGUAGCCAGCGGCGCAUGGGCGGCGCUGGUUCCACUAGUGACGGUGAGGCGACGGGUGGGGAGAUGUCGGAUAGUGCUGGUGGUCCGAAGAAGAAGAAGCAGCGCAUGCUCGGGACAGGUACGGGUGCUCAGGGCACUCCUACAGGUUCGCGAGCUGGGAGCCCUAAUCCUACAUCAGGCAAUCACCCUCCCAACCAGGACGGCGGUUCGACACCCCAUUCUCCCGGCAAUCCCAUUACAGGCCAGGAGAUCCAUGACAAGUUGCCUCCGCUUCCCGACGGCAUCCCGAUCAGCAACUUCCUCAAGAUGUUUGGCUCACGCAUUGGUGAUGGCCCGGGCCAGAUGCCCAGAACGGAGUGGCUCUCCUUGGUUAAGAAGAAUUCCGUCUACACCAAAGAACAGAAACUUCUCAAACGUAAGCAGUAGGAUGCUAGACUCAACCGUACAGGGCGGAGCAGUCGGCUUGAAGGAAUAUGCUUGUCGCAAUGGAGUGAUGAUGGCAUCACGACCCAUGGUUUGGGGAUUGCGGGAUGCAAUUUGUCAUUGCGAAGCAGCACUAUCUGGUAAAUGGUCCAAUAAACAUUGGCAUUGAGCGCAGAUAAUAUACACAUGUAGUUGGCACAGAAACAUUGCAAUUUGAUCACAUUGUGACUGGUUCCAAA